UAUCUCUAUUUUUGCAUUCAACAACUGGACUUUGACAAGACUCGUUAUAAAUAAAUAAAUAAUUCUCUUCUGCUAAGUUAUAAAUUUUUAAAUUUUGUACCAAUUUAGUGUAACACUUGUAUAUUUUAGUGUUUAAAAAUGAAGUCUUCAUUUAGUGAUAAUAUUAAAAAAAUUUGUGGUGAUUUAAAGAAUUCUUUAAAAUUAAAAAAAAGAAACAGUGUGCUUUUACCAAAAAAAACCAAUUCAAUUAGUGCAAAACUUCAAAAACAGCUAUUACGGCCAUUAAAGAAAAAAAAUUGUCCUCUAUCUUCAGCUCCAAUGAAAAAUAAUCAAGAACAAAAAAAUAGUUGUGUAGGAACUUUAUUCAAGCCAAUUAAAUGUUCACCAAAGAUUAAUAAAAAUUGCAUCAACUCAAAUAAUGAUGAUGAUUUUGGAGUUGACUGCGCCUCAGAUUCAACAAGUUACAGUUCAGUGUUAUCUUCACCACCAUCAUCAUCAGGCUCGUUUGAUUCUGGAAUUAAUAGAAAAUUCGAAUCAAAUAAUUCACUUAAAAAUGACAUUAACUUACCUCAAGAUAAUCUACCUCAAAAAUUGCCAAUAGAAAGACAAUUUGAAACAACUAGAUGUAAUUUAAAUGACAAAUUUAAAUCUGAUAAUUCACUUGACAACUCAAGACAUAAAUUUUGUUAUUAUGAUUUAAAAUCAAAGCAACAGUCUUCACCAAUUUCUCGAGUACUUGAUGACUAUGACAUUGCUCAUCUUCUUGGGCAGACAGAAUAUUUAUUGUACCUUGAAAAAUCAAAGAAAAAUAACUACAAAUGGAGAAACACUUGGUGAUAA
Aphidius gifuensis is the source of this 840-nucleotide messenger RNA. RefSeq lists its product as uncharacterized. The transcript has 3 exons. Lineage: Eukaryota; Metazoa; Arthropoda; Insecta; Hymenoptera; Braconidae. The coding region runs from base 139 to 837 and encodes 232 amino acids. The record is from RefSeq and is a predicted model, not a curated record.